This is a messenger RNA of Raphanus sativus (radish), 580 nucleotides long. RefSeq lists its product as uncharacterized. NCBI's taxonomy places the organism in Eukaryota, Viridiplantae, Streptophyta, Magnoliopsida, Brassicales, Brassicaceae. The coding region runs from base 70 to 441 and encodes 123 amino acids. The record is from RefSeq and is a predicted model, not a curated record. The transcript has a single exon.
CUUCACUUGCAAUUCUAAGAACUUUAGACCUUUACCAAAACAAGAGAAGAUCAAGAAGAAGAAGAAUACAUGGAGAGAUCACCAUACUACGGUUCAUCGUACCUAGACUACCUUUCUCUCCCAGACCCACAUGUCUGUUUUUUCUUCAUGGUUGUCUUCUUCGUGUUGUCUCUCACAUGGUACCUGAACUACGAGUCCGUCCUCGAAGACACCAUGAAUCAGCUCAAGCUCGUCUUCAUGCUCUCCCCUGUCUUCCUCCUCCUCCUCGUCCACAUCUUCUCAGGCGGUCUUUCCUUCUACGUCCCCUGGCCUGAACAAGACUCCAUCCACCGUGCUGGUUCUUCUCCUUGGGGCGUCGCAGUUGUUCUCGUGAUCAUCUUGUUCAUGGUCUCGUACCAGUCAGAGAUCCAUGAGAUGUGGUUCCCCUUUGGGGCUAGGUAGAUCGAUCGAUCAACCUAAAAUUUUCCUUAAAACUUAUGACCAGCUUGAGAUAUUGAACAUCCAUGUAAAUCUAGUCUCUCAUGUAAGAUUUCAAAGUAUGUGUACGAGUGAAACUUUUGCGGAAGAUCUUCAAGUCUUA